ACCACCACCACCACCACCGCCCCCGCCACCCCUCUCUGCAUACGCUCUUGGGUAUUCGCACUUCGCAGCACGGAUUCGCAGCAUAGGAUGCCGCAGGUGGACCUCGAAACCCUCGUCUCCGCUUGCGCCGGCGGCUCCUGCGACCGCAAGAUCACCUGCGAGACCAUCGCCGGCCCCGGCAAUCCGGAGGCUGCGGCUGCGGCUGCUGCGGCGGCGGCGGCGGACGAGGAGGACCAGGGCCACCGCUCCGACCGGCUGGAGGUCCCUCCCGACUUCCCGCCGGAGUCCUUCUGGCUCUCGAAGGACGCGGAGUUCGACUGGUUCGACCGCAACGUCUUCUACGAGCGCAAGGAGUCCACCAAAGCCAGCUCCAACUCCGGGAACCUCAACCCGAGCUCCAACUCCAACUCGCAGCGCUUCUCCCUCAACCGGAAGUCGAAGGCCUCCAUCAUCGGGCUCCCGAAGCCGCAGAAGUCCUGCUUCGUCGACGCGAAGAACCGGAAGGCCGCGAACACGCGGCUGUUCCCGAAGCGCAACGGCUCGUCGGCCGGGAAGUCGAACCCGCCGCUGAUCGAGCCGUCUUCGCCGAAGGUCUCGUGCAUGGGGAGAGUCCGGUCGAAGAAGGACCGCAACCGCAGGUUACGCAACCGCAACCGCUCGGUCGAACCGGCCGCGGCGAAGGCCAAGCCGGCCGGCAAGAAGCGGACCGGCCUGUUCGCCAGCUUCCGCUCCAUGUUCCACAGGGGCGGCAAGUCGCGUGCCGGGAGCUUCGAGCGCGGCGCGGCGGCGCCGAUCCCGGAGGAGUCGCCCCCGCGGAGGAGCUCGGCCAGGAGCGUCACCAGCGACAUCAGGGACCGCCUGCCGGCGCGCGAGGCGGACGCUCUCUCCCCGGAGCAUCUCCCCAGGCGGAGCGCCGCGGCGGCGGCGGACGGCGACGCGCCGGGCCUGGGCCUGGGCCUGGGCGGGAUGAGGCGGUUCGCGUCCGGCCGGAGGUCGGACGCCUGGGCCAACGACGCGGACGCGCUCUCCCCGGAGUCGCUGCCCAGGCGGAGCGGCGCCGCGGCGGCGGCCGCGGACGGCGACGCGCCGGGCCUGGGCCUGGGCCUGGGCGGGAUGAUGCGGUUCGCGUCCGGCAGGAGGUCGGACGCCUGGGCCACGGAAGUGGCUUAGCGAGAUGUCCUACGCGGUCAAAGACCGACGCCGGCCGGACGGUGGAGAAGAUCUGGGGCCCCACCGGCGAGGACGAAAGAUCGACGAUCGAUCGAUCGGGUCGCGGUCUCCGUUGGCUGGCAUGGCUGCUGCG
Molecule: messenger RNA, 1303 nt
Organism: Syzygium oleosum
Lineage: Eukaryota; Viridiplantae; Streptophyta; Magnoliopsida; Myrtales; Myrtaceae
Exons: 1
Coding region: 88-1170 (360 amino acids)
Source: RefSeq, a predicted model, not a curated record